Messenger RNA from Saimiri boliviensis boliviensis (Bolivian squirrel monkey), 1257 nucleotides. It is a transcript of the gene PCNA, whose product is annotated as proliferating cell nuclear antigen. Gene Ontology annotation, biological process: regulation of DNA replication; translesion synthesis; mismatch repair. The record is from RefSeq and is a predicted model, not a curated record. NCBI's taxonomy places the organism in Eukaryota, Metazoa, Chordata, Mammalia, Primates, Cebidae. Gene Ontology annotation, molecular function: DNA binding; DNA polymerase processivity factor activity. Gene Ontology annotation, cellular component: PCNA complex.
CUGGCGCCCUGGUUCUGGAGGUAACUGGUUGCCGACGGGGAGAGGCGCCACCCGAAGGCUCUAGCCUGACAAAUACUUGCUGACCUGGGCUCUGAGCUUGCAGCAGCUAAGGGCUCUUCCCUCACGCAACCGCGUUGGUGCCACUCCGCUACCAUGUUCGAGGCGCGCCUGGUCCAGGGCUCCAUCCUGAAGAAGGUGUUGGAGGCACUCAAGGACCUCAUCAACGAGGCCUGCUGGGAUAUCAGCUCGAGCGGCGUAAACCUGCAGAGCAUGGACUCGUCCCACGUCUCCUUGGUGCAGCUCACGCUGCGGUCUGAGGGCUUCGACACGUACCGCUGCGACCGCAACCUGGCCAUGGGCGUGAACCUCACCAGUAUGUCCAAAAUACUAAAAUGCGCUGGCAAUGAAGAUAUCAUUACACUAAGGGCUGAAGAUAAUGCGGAUACCUUGGCGCUAGUAUUUGAAGCACCAAACCAGGAGAAGGUUUCAGACUAUGAAAUGAAGUUGAUGGAUUUGGAUGUUGAACAACUUGGAAUUCCAGAACAAGAGUAUAGCUGUGUAGUAAAGAUGCCUUCUGGUGAAUUUGCGCGUAUAUGCCGAGAUCUCAGCCAUAUUGGAGAUGCUGUUGUAAUUUCCUGUGCAAAAGACGGAGUGAAAUUUUCUGCAAGUGGAGAACUUGGAAAUGGAAACAUUAAACUGUCACAGACAAGUAAUGUCGAUAAAGAGGAGGAAGCCGUUACCAUAGAGAUGAAUGAACCAGUUCAAUUAACUUUUGCACUGAGGUACCUGAACUUCUUCACAAAAGCCACUCCACUCUCUUCAACAGUGACACUCAGUAUGUCUGCAGAUGUACCCCUUGUUGUAGAGUAUAAAAUUGCUGAUAUGGGACACUUAAAGUACUACUUGGCUCCCAAGAUCGAGGAUGAAGAAGGAUCUUAAGCAUUCUUAAAAUUCAAGAAAAUAAAACUAAGCUCUUUGAGAACUGCUUCUGAGAUGCCAGCAUAUACUGAAGUCUUUUCUAUCACCAAAUUUGUACCUCUAAGUACAUAUGUAGAUAUUGUUAUCUGUAAAUAACCUAUUUUUUUCUCUAUUCUCUGCAGUUUGUUUAAAGAUCUCUGCAAAGUCAGAUCCAGUCUAAUUAGCCUAGAAGUAUUUUUGUCUCUUAAAAAUACUUGUGAUUUUUAUAAUACAAAAGGGUCUUGACUCUAAAUGCAGUUUUAAGAAUUGGUUUUGAAUUUAAAUAAAGCUUGAAUUUCA